UACAUCGCGGCCGUUUGAUACCCUUUUAUACCCUUGAAAGAGGGAUAGUGUUCUAAAAUUGUUGCAGCGCGCGCACGCGUAUUAAAGUUGUUUUUUUUUUGUUUGUUUGUUGCGUUCUACGGGGCUGUUAUUUUUUUAAGUGGUUCUAGCAAUUGUGUUUUUUGUUGCCGUUUUAAGAUUCGAGGUCUUGCGCCUGUCUGGUUUGUGGACAUCCGACACUUUUGGGACAUUCUUUUAAUACAUUUUAAUGUGAAACAAAUGUGUUGAUGCAGCAGCAUCUGUUGUGCCCGCGACUGUGUCCUGUGCACGAACGUGUUGUGUGUGUGUGUGGUGGCAUUCCAGUGCUUCUUGCGUCUCUGCCUGUGUCUGUGUGUGUGUGUGGAGUGUGCCACACUGAAGUACUGUUGCUGCAACUAAAAACCAAAUCAAAAGUUAACCAAGCGACAAUGUGAUGCGCGACAGUGAUGAACGACACAAAACAAAAGCAGCAACAACAGCAGCAAGCGAGAGAAACAACAACAGCGACGACUAUUGCAACCACAAAACAGAGAUAUCAAAGAAGAGAAAGAAAUAAGAAAAAAAAACGUUGACUACAAACGCGGAAAUGCACUUGAGCGCAUAAUUUUUAUAAACCAAGCGACAAAACAACACCAGCAAACAAAACAAAAAAAAAACAGCAACAAAAGAAGCAGAAGAAGAAGCAGCAACAGAGCAAGAAAUUGCUUGUCAGCAAAUUGCAGACGAAAAAGGAGAAGAAGAGAAUAUACCUGCACAUAAACGAACGGACGGACGGGACGGAGGCCACUCUGCUCUCUCUUUCUGUCUCCUUUUUGUGUGCGAGUGUGUGAGUGUUGUAUGUGCGUGAGUGUGUGUGUGUGUAUGUGUGCAAUGAUCAGCGAGGCGCCUGCGCACAGCAGCAGCAGCAAAGACCAUUGAAAACAACGGGUGCACACACCAAAAUGUUUCAGGCGGCCGCCAGUGACGCUAGCAUUACAACAACAACAAACACAGACGUAACAGCAACGCCAGAGGAAAAAACGCAACGGCGUCGUUCCACAUUCUACGUGCCAUUAGUGAUCGAAGACGAAGAAGAGGAGAAAGCGGAGGGAAUAAAGAAGCAAAACCCGAAGGACUCCUCCCCCUACGGCGGCAGCAGCAGCAGCUCCAGCCUGAGUAGCAGCAGCAACAACAACAACAAUAACACACCCGAACAUACCACACGUCAUCCCCCCCAAAAGCAGUCCUCCUCAUCGAAACACUUUGUCCUAAGGAAAUCCGGUUCCGUUAAGAGCGGAGUAGCCAAGGUGAGUGCGCUCUUUGAGCGCAGCCACAGCAGUGGUAGCCAGAGUGGAGGAGGCAAGGUCACCAAAAUGUCACCGCCGUGCGGCUUCAAUUGGAGCAUCAGCGGCAGCGAGAAUGCCGCCCAGUAUUCCGACUCGGAUGAUGAUGAGGAGCAUUCGUUGGAGGCGAUGCAUCGCGAACAGUUGCUCAAAUCGCUGCCAUCGGCGGCAGCAUCUUCCACGGCCUCACCCUCGAAGCUGAAGCGAUAUGGUAUCGUGUUGAAUGUGAUCAGCCUCAAUGGCAGCAGCGAUUGCGAUUCGGAGGGGGUGGUCCUGGGGCCGCCCAGGCUGAUGGUGCCCGCCGCCGCUCUCAGGACCCACUCUAAUGAGGAUCAGGACAUUGCGAUGGCAAAUCCGACACCGCCAAAGCAGCAGGCCCUCUCCUUAUCCCCAGCCCAUUCGCGUCAGUCGUCGUCGGGCGUAUCAUCGGUAAACCAAGGUGGUGGAACCACAGCGAAUGACGACGACGAUGACUCAGAGAUAAGUCGCAUGCAGACGAACACCUCGACGCCCAUCAAGCUGAUGAAGUCGCGAUCGCGUACGAAUAUACUCGCCGUACCGCUGCCCAGUGUGGAGAGAGGGCUCGCAACAGCAGCUGCUACUGCGUCAUCACCUGGCGGCGGCAGCAGCAGUUCCACGACAACGACAACCACAACGCUGAUUACGCUCCGAGCCAAAUCGAAGACCCUACCCCAGAACCUAUCCCCGUCAGUAGCACUUCGCGAGGCAUCCGCUCUACACCAGCCGUAUCCGCAUCCACAUCAGCACAACCUGCCCAAACAGCGGCAACUAUUCGGUGGGAGUACGGCAAGCCAUUUGCCAGAGCAAAGUGCUUCCUCGCCCUACAAGCUGCAGGGCAGCUCCUCGGCCACAUCGAUAAUCACGCACAGUUUCCCGCCGAAGAACCUCUUUCUGCUCAAGUCGACGCCCAGGCUGACGGCCGCGGAUGCCACUGCUGGUGGCACGUGUCCACCGCCGGUGCACACAUCAGCGAUCUGCUCGCCGCCCAAGAAAUCGCUCAGCUUUAUUCGACGCGCCCACUCCACGAAGGUGUCGCGCAGCAAUUCCCUGCUAAAGACCAUCGGGGGAGGAGUGGGAGCGGGAUCGGCAGGAGGUGGAGGAGGAGAAGUGGCGUCUGCGCACCAGAGUCUCUUGAUGAUGCACUCAAGCAGUCAGUUUUCGCUGUCGGCGUCGUCCAGCUGUGCUGGCGACAGUGGCAUCGGCACCGGCAGCUGGGGCAAGCACUUUUAUCUGCCCUACGAUGUCUGCCCCCUGGGUCUGGACGAGCUGAACAGCUACUUUCAAACGGAUCACUGCGAGGAGCUCAUUUGUGAGCGUUUCAAGAUCAAGGAUCUGGUGAUGCAUGCCACAGCGAAUGCCUCGGUCACGGCCGGCGAAGGAUGCACCACAACAACAACAGUGGAUGAGGAGGAUACAACAGUGACAGCGGACGAUGAUGCGGGACAUCAUUCUGAUACUUCCUAUGAGAAGGCCUGUCGUCGGGGAUCAGCGCCCACAACGCCCAUUUUGGGUAGCAAACAGCAUCAGCAGCAGGAGCACAAUGCCACAUCGCGUUUUACAAAUUUCUUUACCAAAAAAUCCAAUCCUUUGAAGCGUACCAAAUCGGUGACCAAACUGGAACGCACAAAGCGUGGAUCGGGCGGAUUGAGAGGCUCUCGUUCGCAUGAGAGUCUGCUAUCGAGUCAUGCGGUCAUGUCCACAAUUGAUCUCUCCUGCACUGGGGCUGUGGGUGUGGCACCCGUCCAUCAAUCGGUGCUGGGACGCAGACAUUGCUUCCAAGUGCGCGGCGGACCACGCGGCGAACGCUACUACUCGUGCGGAUCGCGGCAGGAGCGUGACCUAUGGAUAUAUUCGCUGCGCAAAUCGAUAGCCCCGAAUGCAGAGCACACCCGUCGCACCGACAACUCCCUGAAGAUGUGGGUGUACGAGGCCAAGAAUCUGCCCGCCAAGAAGAAGUACUUUUGCGAACUGCAGCUGGACAAGACACUGUAUGGGCGGACGAGCGUCAAGCUGCAGACGGAUCUGUUGUUUUGGGGCGAGCAUUUCGAUUUCCCGGACAUACCGGAGAUCAAUGUGAUCACCGUGAAUGUGUUCCGGGAGGUGGACAAAAAGAAGAAGCGGGACAAGUAUCAGUUUGUCGGCUCCGUGAAGAUACCCGUGCAUGAGGUGACCUCGCGGCUGCCCUGCGAGCACUGGUAUCCGAUACUCAGCGAGAAGGCCGGCGAUAGCCUUGGCCGGCACUCGGGCAAUGGCAAGGAGAGCAACGGCAGCGGCGGCAAGGAUCGCGAGAAGGAGCAGGUACCAACGCUGCGCAUCAAAUGCCGUUUGCAGAGCACCGACAUCCUGCCAAUCAAUAUCUACGGCAACUUUCUGGCCUAUCUGAAGGAUAAUUACAAGCGCGUGUGCGAGACGCUCGAACCGGUGAUUGGUGUCAAGGCCAAGGAGGACAUUGGCCAGGCCUUGGUCCUGCUGAUGCAUGCCCAGGGGCUCGCCGGCGCCUUCCUCACCGACGUGGUGGCCCUCGAUCUGUUGCGCGUGGGUGAUCAAAGGCUCACGUUCCGUGGUAAUUCCCUGGCCACCAAAAGCAUGGAGGCAUUCCUGAAGCUGACGGGCGAACAGUAUCUGCAGGACACCCUCUCGGCGCCCAUUAACGAGCUUAUCCAUUCGGAGCGCGACUGCGAAGUGGACCCCACAAAGGCGAGUGGCUCCUCGGCGGGGUCCCUGCAGCGCCAGCAGGCGGCUCUGCGUGCCGCCGUCCGGAAUGCCUGGCAAUGCAUCUACGAGUCGCACAAGCAUUUCCCCGCCCAGCUGCGCAAUUGCUUUGCCACGUUCCGCGAGCGUCUGCAGCAGCUGGGGCGUCAGGAUAUGGCCGACAAUUUGAUAUCGGCCAGCAUUUUUCUGCGAUUCCUGUGCCCGGCCAUACUGUCGCCGUCUCUGUUUAAUAUCACCAGCGAACUGCCGUCGGCGCGGGCCACACGCAACCUCACGCUCGUCGCCAAGACCCUCCAGACGCUGGCCAACUUCACCCGCUUCCAGGGCAAGGAGAACUUUAUGGAGUUCCUGAAUGAUUUCCUCGAACAGGAGGCCGAUCGCAUGCAGCAGUUCCUGGAGAUAAUCUCCACGCGACCAGAGCACCCGACCCCCGACUCGAUACUGGAUUGGGCGGGGUACAUCGACCAGGGCAAGCAGCUAUCGAUUCUUCAUAGUCUGCUCAGCGAGAGUCUGGCCAAGCUGCCGGAGGCACGACAGCACGAGCUGGAUCCCCUGCAGCAUAUCCUCGAUGACAUAACCAAGACCAGAGAGCAGGGAAGCCUCGGGAUGGCACUGCCAGGGGGAUAUCUGCCCACAUCCACGCAUUCGAUAGCCACCAGCGAGAAUCAGGAGAACCGACAGCCCAGCAGCACUGGAGGGGGCAUGGUCAUGGGAAUGGGAAUGGCUAUGGCUGCCAGCUCCUCCUCGUCAGCUGGCGGGGGUCUGGCCGAGCUGCUGCCACAGCAGACACAGCUGGCACAGCCGCAGCAUGCGAUUGUGAGCAAACCCCUGUCCGCAGAGCGGGGCAUCAUGAGGGGUGUCCUGACUCCCAAUUCUCUGGAGAAGAAUAUCUUUCGGUAUAACGAUCCCACAGUCAAUGGAAUACUCCUCCAACAGCAGCAGCAACAACAGCAGCAACAGCAUCCGAUGCAGUUGCUCUCUAACUCACAGAGCUCCAUUGCAGGAGUGGGGGUGGGGCAGCAGUACGUCGGAGGACUGCAGCAUGCCCAAUCGCAGAGUUCAAUGGCUUCAUCAUCGUUGAAUGGCAGCAGCAGCAAUCUGUUGCAUUCGCAUACGCAGCAAACAGCAACAACAACAGCUCACUCGCAUCAUCCGUCGCAGCAUCUGCACUGUCCGCCAGGACCGCAGACGAGUGCCUCGAGUACAAUGGAACGUAUGGAUCGCAUGGAACGUCUCGGUCAGUCCUAUCAGUAUGUGGUCAAUGGCUCUGGGCAUAUCCAUGGCCAUGGCCAUGGCCAUCAGAAUGGCAACGAGUACGAGGGCAGCCACAGUCAGAGUCCCUCAUCCACCACCAGAUCCAGGACACUGCCACGGAAUGGGAAUGGUAAUGGCAAUGGCCAUGGAAGUCCUGGCAAUGGCGCUGGCAAUCCGAAUAACAAUAACAACAGCAGCUAUGAUGAUAUGCAUGACAGGGAGUUCCAGAUCCAGAUCUCUGGCCUCGACACAAGCAGCGCUUUUGUACGCAAGUCACCCACGCCCAUGAUGAAGUCCACGAGCGGUGGGGGACUGGGUGGUGUGAGCGGGGGUGCGGGACGCAUGCAUCAGCAUAAACUGAAUCUGGGAAUACCGGAUCACUCCGGAUCGGGAUCGGGAACGGGCUAUCCGCGACAGCAGCAGCAGCUCCAGUCGAACCUCAAUCCCAACUCGAAUAUGCCCAAGAAUCUGGAGGAUCUUGAUGAUCUCUUCAAGUAUGCGGAAGAGCAUGAUGUGGCAGAGCAUCACCAGCAUACCCAGCAGGGAGGACACCUAAAGCCCAUGCCCGCAGCAGCUGCAGCUGCAGCAGCAGCAGCUCCAGGGAGCAGCUCCUCCAUCAAGGAGCAACUGUCGGCCAAGAGCAGCCACUGCAGCUCUGGCUAUCAGAGCAUCUCCACCAAUCCGUCGCCCUCGCAGUCCUCCAGUCCCGUGGAGAGCCAGCUGAAGGCAGCAAUGAAUCAUCCGCAUCACAAUGCACCGCUGGCCUUCAAGAAUCCCUCGUAUCAGCUGCAGAAUGGACCUCAGCCCAGAGGAGGAACCACCGCUUCAUCCACAGCCACUCCUCAACAGCAGCAGCAGCAGCAGUUUGGCCAGCGCCUGAAGAAGCCUCUCGGUGCUGGGGUGGUGGCCGCCCGUGCCGCCUUCCUCAACAGCGGUGGUGCCUUGGAUCCGGCCACCCUGACUCCCAGCUCCUCGGACGAGCAGCUGUCGGCGGAGAAUUACUACAGCUAUGCGGCGGCCGCGGCUGCCGGAGCAGGUGCCGCUUCCACCAAAAUGGAAGCCCAGCGUUCCCUCAGCGGCGGCAGUAGCUCCUCGGCGUCGGCAUCGGUCUCGAAUCUGGGUGGCAAAGGCUCAGCCUCAGCAUCGGCGUACGGACGGCUCAACGGUGGGGGGCCACUGAAGCGCGAGGAUGUUUACGGCAGUGCCGGGGGCGUGAGCAUUGGCUAUGCCAUGUCCACACCCGGACACCAUCAGCAUCCGCAUCCGCAUCACCACCAACAGCUGGUUCAGCAGCAGCAGCAGCUGCAGGAGCAUAUGAAGCAGCAGUAUCCUGGAAGCACGGCCGGCAGUGUGGGCUCCUCGACCUCGGCGGCCCAGCGACGUCUCAGCCUGGAUUCGGCGCGCACGCUCUCUGACAGCAGCACGGACACAGAGGGACACUGCAGUCAACUGCAGGAGGGGAAGCGACGGCGUCAGUUGCGCAGCAGCGGAGGAGGUGGAGGUGGAGGAGGAGCAGGCAGCACCUCGGAAUCGGGACUGGGAAAGGUCUACGAUCAGAAUGGGGAGAUUCAGCUGCUGCAGCAGACGCUGGACACGCUGCGGCACACCCUCGACAGGGACGAGGCCGAGCUGCGGGACUCCAGCGAUGAGUUGUUCCUGCAACGGGCCGCCGGUAGCAACGGCAGCAAUGGUAGCAACAAUCUGAGCCUCCAGUCCGAGUCCACCAUGCGCAGCAUCAUCGAUAGACUCAUUACCAUGGAGGAGGAGCUGCGUCGAGAGCAGCUAAAGAUGUCGCUGGCGCUGUCCCACAAGCAGCGCGUCAUCGAGGAGCAGGGCCAGCAGAUUGCGGCACUGGAUGCGGCCAAUAGUCGACUCCUGAGCGCCCUCACCGCCCUGCGACAGCGAUACGAGACCCAGCAGCAGGCGCAGCAGCAGCAGCAGCACCAAACGCCACCACCAAAGAACCAGAAGCCACAGUGAAUGACGAGGACGAACAGAAACAGGAACAGGAGCAGGGGAAUGACGAACGCUGGGGAGCCGUGAAGAUACAGAUACAGACGGUGUGGCACCACAAGAUACAAAGAUACUGUCUCUUAAGGACAUACCACACCACACCGUCAACGUUUUCGUCUUAAGGAUACUUUUUGUUUAUUUUUUUUUAGAACUUUUUUUUUUGUGUGUGUAUGCUACAUAAAUUAUACUACAUGUUUAAUAUAUAAACUACAGAUAUAUACAGAUACACAUAUGGUCUGCACAUAUAUUAUAAAUAAUUUCUCAAUAUAUGUUUAAACAAAAGAAGAAACGUGAAAUGUGAAAACAAACCAUCCACUCCCCCUCUCACACACGGCUAAAAGAUGAAGCGCAUGAAACAGAAGAGAAGAUCAAAAAGGGAAAGCCAAGCCAAGCCGCUGGUGAGGAAGGAGGGGGUGAGAAGGAAGGAUGUUGUGUGAAGGACGAACAAGUUAAGAUAUUGAAUAAAAUUAUAACCAAAGUU
This is a messenger RNA of Drosophila obscura, 7821 nucleotides long. It is a transcript of the gene raskol, whose product is annotated as ras GTPase-activating protein raskol. Gene Ontology annotation, biological process: regulation of GTPase activity. The record is from RefSeq and is a predicted model, not a curated record. NCBI's taxonomy places the organism in Eukaryota, Metazoa, Arthropoda, Insecta, Diptera, Drosophilidae.